This is a messenger RNA of Brassica rapa (field mustard), 2303 nucleotides long. RefSeq lists its product as uncharacterized. The record is from RefSeq and is a predicted model, not a curated record. NCBI's taxonomy places the organism in Eukaryota, Viridiplantae, Streptophyta, Magnoliopsida, Brassicales, Brassicaceae.
ACGUGUUUCUACUUUUAAUCGGUUUUGUUCGGUUUAUUCGGUUUAAUCGGUUAUAUACCAAACCAUAUCCAAAUCCUACGGUUUUUAUAAAAUUAUAUCCAUUCGGUUUAUAUGGUAUAUACCAAAACCAAACCAUAUUGUCUAUUUCGGUUCGGUUCGGUUCGGUACGGUUCGGUUUUACCAUAUUGAACAGCCCUAGUGUUUUCUGUCAUACGAUUUUAUACUCGGUUUCUUCAGUUUGGUUCGGUUCGGGUUAUCUGGGUUUUUAAUUUUAAUAAGUAGGCUAUUGGUCUUUUAAGGUUCAAAUCGUUUAUAAACAUUUAUGGUAAAGGUUCAAAUAAAUUAUCAAGUUUAGUUAACCUUAUAAGUCUAGAGACAAAAAAAUUCUGCAUACUUUCUGAAUUUGUUAGUUUUGUUGAAUUUGGUUGACUCAUUAUAAUCCUCAGCGCAAUUCAGGUUAUAAUAAAAAAAAAAAAAAAAAAUUCAGGUUAUAAUAAUAAGAACAGGUACCAGUUCGCAACGAUGAAUUUCAAUUUGGUUAAGCUUGGUUUGUUUCAGAUUUAUUCCCAUUGCCCCCACUCCAAUAGGAAAAGAGCUCGUGAUCAACACGUGAGCAUUUUAACAGAGUGCACUACCUGUUGAAGGGUAAUUUGGUCAUUCUAACGAUAAACUACAAUCGUCAAAGUCACCAGAGCGAAUGAAUAUAUAUAGAAAAGAUUACAUCAAAUCUCUUUCUCUUCAUGAUUUAUCCUUUUCUCUGAGAACAAACACAAACUUUCUCAGGAAAAAUCAGUAUGGCGUCUUCUUCAGGCAAUCGAAGCAACAACAGUGGAGCUUCUUCAUCUCACCCUCCUCCUCCCAUCACUUCAUCUCGUCUCUACAUCGCCAACAAAGCCAAAGAGAUCCUCGCGACACGCGACGCCACAGGAAUCACCAGACUCGUCACGAACCUCUGCUACGCCAAAGAAUCAGACGAAUCAUCGAGUCUCCUCUACAACACCUUCAAGAAUCAUUUCCCGAAUCUCUUAGCCGUCAAACUCCUCCACGCAUACAGAUUCAUGACGACGACGGCGGCGUUUCCCUCCUCCUCUCGCUCAGGCCUUCGAUCUUACCCCCUCGAACUCCUCACUUCGCUUCUCAUCGAUCUCGAAGAGUCUAACGUCGCGUUGAAAACAGAGGCGCUGAAGGACAUGAAGGAGCAUCUUAACGCUUGCCUUGUACUUCAAGAAACCUCUGAUCGUGAGUUUAAGCUCCUCUCGAGAAUCGUAUCUCUCGUCUCCGUUGAUUUCUUCAUCGAAUCCAUCCCGUGGGAGGAGCUCUCUUCCUUCAUCCUCUCUUUAAAUGACAAGAAAAUGCUACUGAUGUUCGUGGAGUUACCGACUGUUCUCGACGAAGGUUUCUUGAAACCGUUGCUGGAGAAUGAUCUCGCGUUCAAGAUCGUUAAAGCCUUGUUUCAUCAAGAUGAUGAAGAAUGGUGUUUAGCGUUGGAAGCUGGUUUUAAUCUGAUGCUGCAGCUGAUAAACUUGGAGAGGAAAGAUUUGGUUUGGGACUCGGUUUACGCGAUUGUGAGUUCGGUUUGGGAGAUGGUUAACGUGCGGAAACGAGAUACGGUUGUGCGUAAAGGGCUGUUGAGGUUAGUGAGGAAAGUGCGUGGUGAAGCUAUGAGGUUUCGUGGGCGUGAGUAUGAGUUCGUGUCGCGUUUGGCUUUGAUGAUUAAGAGGAUCGAUGGACUUGGAGAUGAUACGAAGGUUGCUGCGAAGAUGAUUCAUGAUGUUCUUGAUAGGUAUUAUAUGGGAGGUACAGGAUUGGAUUCGGGUUUCGUCCAGGGCCUAAUUGGUAUGCACUCUGCUUAAACCGAUUCUGGGACUUUCGGUUUGUAAUUGGUUACUGAGAAGUCUAUAAAGUUGGGUUCUUUCUUUGAGUUUGUGGAUACGUUUUGAGUCGGUCCAUUAAUGAAAUUAGAGCUGGGAAUGUAUACCAGCGUUUUGUCAAGAUCUUGUUUCCAGAAAAUUGAAAUUUAGAACUUUAGGAAAUUUGAUAUAUUUCAAUGCUUUUCAUUAAACCUUGAGGAAGCAAAACAAUGAAUACUAGGUUAAGAUUAUAUAUAAAAAUUAUUUUAUGUAUUAAAUAUCUUUACAUAUUAUGAAAUAAUAAAUAUAUAUUGAAUAAUUAAAAGUCAUUAACUAUUAAAUAUAUAAUUAAAUUGGUGUGAACAUAUAAAUCAAUUUUAUUAAUCCAAAAAAAUAUUUUUUUUAUUUGAUAGGAUAUGUAAUUAAAUUUAGAUGAUACUAACAUACAUAGUA